Rotaria sp. Silwood1 is the source of this 717-nucleotide messenger RNA. The record is from the annotation of a GenBank genome assembly. NCBI's taxonomy places the organism in Eukaryota, Metazoa, Rotifera, Eurotatoria, Philodinida, Philodinidae.
AUGUUAGUAAUUGACUGGUAUCAUCUUAUCGAUUAUUCAAAGUUUCAUAUUGCUGGUGGAUCUCUGCUAACAUGUCUUCUCGAAAAUGCUCCUGUAUCAAUUGGUCAAGAUAUUGAUUUAUUUUAUAAAGGGAUUUCGUACAAUGAUUUUUUAAAAUCAGUUACUGAAACAGAAGAAAAAAUACGAUAUUAUUUUUACAUAAAACGAGUCAACAAUAAUUCGAAUAAAUUAAUUAAUGUACGUUUAUUUAUUAAUGGAACAAUUAAAAGCCUUCUUCAACAGCCACAAUUUAUCGAUCUUCAAUUUAUUUUUAUUAAACCAAAUUAUACACCAGAUCAAUUGUUAACUAAUUUUGAUAUUGAUGUUACACAAUUAUCAUUUAAUGGUGAAAAUUUACAAGGUACAACGGCAGCUAUACAAGCCAUACGAACAUCAACUAUUAUACAUUAUGGUCUAAAUAAUGAUGAUAAAGAUUAUGCACCGAUGGCUACUCGUAUCAGUAAAUAUGUGAGGUAUGGUUUUAAGCUUCUAACACCAUGUGAUUUCAAUGUCAAACGAUUUGAAGUUUCACCAACAUAUAUUAGUAAUCGAGGCAUUCAACUCCACAUACAACAAAACGAUCCAAAUCAGGAUCAAGGUUAUUCAGAAUUAUCAUAUAGUGAAUACAAUUAUAUCAAUCAAUCUGGUAGUUCUAGUUUAGUUUUUAGUUUUAUGUAA